Triticum dicoccoides is the source of this 1616-nucleotide messenger RNA. Its product is annotated as glucan endo-1,3-beta-glucosidase 7-like. NCBI's taxonomy places the organism in Eukaryota, Viridiplantae, Streptophyta, Magnoliopsida, Poales, Poaceae. The record is from RefSeq and is a predicted model, not a curated record. Gene Ontology annotation, molecular function: hydrolase activity, hydrolyzing O-glycosyl compounds. Gene Ontology annotation, biological process: carbohydrate metabolic process. The transcript has 3 exons. Bases 272 to 1579 code for a protein of 435 amino acids.
GCAAAAUCCCGUGGCCGGAGUCAGCCAACCACGUGACGGCCGCGGCAAAUCAGACGGUUCCAGCAGCUAAAUUCUGCGAGGAGAAGAAAGCGCCGCGCGGCGCCACCAUCCCCAUCGUUCGUCCUCCAGAGAGCAUUGCGAGAGAAGCUGCCCACGCUGAUCGUUUCGGGUGGCUAUAUAUCUGUCCUCUUCUGCCUCUGCAUUUCCAUAGUCGUCCAAGCAGCCACCGGAGACGGCAUCAAAGUGGUUGCACAAGGCAGCAGAGCAUAGCAUGGGGGGCAGAAGGUGGCAGCUGGAUGAUGCCGCUGUGAUCUUCAGGCUCCUACUUCUACACGGCGCCUUCCUCUUCCAAUUGGCAACGUCGCAGUCGUUCAUCGGGGUCAACUACGGGACGAUCGCCGACAACCUGCCGCCCGCGGCGUCGACGGCGAGCCUGCUCAUGUCGACGUCCAUCGGCAAGCUCCGCCUCUACGAGCCGCAGCCGGACCUCGUCGCGGCGCUCGCGGGCUCCGACAUCUCCAUCCUCCUGGGCGUCCCCAACUCCGACGUCCCGGGCCUCGCCGCCUCCCCGGCCGCCGCGGCGUCGUGGGCGGCCGCCAACAUCCCCACCACGGUGUCCGUCUCCGCCAUCUCGGUCGGCAACGAGCUCCUCAACUCCGGCGACCCCACGCUGGGCCCGCAGCUCCUCCCCGCCAUGCAGAACCUCCUGGCCGCGCUCCCCGCCGGCUCGACCACCAAGGUCUCCACGGUGCACUCGAUGGCGGUGCUGGCGGCGUCGGACCCGCCGUCGUCCGGCGCGUUCCACCCGGACCUCGCCGGCAGCCUGGACCCGGUGCUGGACUUCCUGCGGCAGAACGGCUCGCCGUUCAUGAUCAACCCGUACCCGUACUUCGCGUACGCGUCGGACACGCGGGACGAGACGCUGGCCUUCUGCCUGUUCCAGCCCAACCCGGGGCGCGCGGACGCCGCGUCGGGGCUGACCUACAUGAACAUGUUCGACGCGCAGCUCGACGCCGUCCGCGCGGCGCUGGACGGCAAGGGGUACGCGGGCGUGGACAUCGUCAUCGCCGAGACCGGGUGGCCGUACAGGGGGGACGCCGACGAGGCCGGCGCCACGCCGGACAACGCCAGGGCGUACAACGGCAACCUCGUGGCGCACCUCAGGUCGCAGGUGGGCACGCCGCGGACGCCUGGCAGGUCGGUGGACACGUACCUCUUCGCGCUCUACGACGAGGACCUCAAGCCCGGGCCAGUGUCGGAGCGGUCGUUCGGGCUGUACCAGGCCGACCUCACCGCCAACUACGACAUCGGGCUCGCCAAAGGCAGCGCCAGCCCCAGCACGUCCGGCCAGAUCGGCGUCACCGCAGCUCCGGCGCAGGGUGCGCCGCAGGCAACGAGGGGGGCGACGCCGGCGGGGUACUGUGUGACGACGGGCAGCGUGCCGGGGGACGCGCAGCAGGAGAGCAGCUCGUGCUACGUCCCGGGAACAGCAGCACCGCCGAGAGCUGACGCCGGCGUGCCGCUGCUUGUCUUGUUUGGUGUUUUGCUGGGCCUGGCAAUGGUGGCCGAAAGUAGAUGAGUGCAUAGAUGAUCGUUUUCUGAAUGGAACUCGCAUG